CUUCUUUCCAUGUUGUUUUAGAUUAGAUAAGCUCUAAACUAAAGGUAUCCAGACAUCUAAUCAAAAGCAGUCACAGAAAGGAUGCGUCCAAACAGCAUGACAUGGGCAACCAACGAAAGAAUACUCUGCAUACUUCUCCCACAGCAGUAAAAUAGGAAUUCGACGAUGUUGAAGAACCAAUGAACAUAAAUCGUGGAACGUGACGUAAGGGUCCCUGUAGAAAAGGCGAGGAGUGUAUCUCAAGGCCAGAGACCGCGGAACAGUGAUAGGGGCUGCCUGCUUGAGUCUUAAUGUAUAGUCUUAGUCGACUCCUCCUUCUCGAUUAUUCACAUGCAUCUUUCUUGGCAAAGAGAAAAAAAUUACUAAAGGAAAACAGCUUCUCUCAGACCUCCAAAAGGAUCCAAAAGCAACAAAAAUUAAAAUUGCUAACGAGUUAUAGCUUUUGUUUUGUUAAAAAGCAUUGGCUACAUGUAGAUUUCCAUAACAUCAAUGCUGUUCUAACACCAACUUGGACAGUGUAUUUUAGUUAUGUGACAAACUGAAGAGGACGCAGCUACAUGGAGAUGCACGCGCCUACAUUCUCAGACACUGUUGUGUUCUUGAUUUUUUUCUAUUCCUUCGACUCGUGUGGAAAUCAUUUUAGUUUUACAGUGAUGCCGGAGUAGAUGAUUCCAAUAAAAGUAGCGACAGUGUCCAUUGAGCGAGUUAGUAUUGGUCGGCGAAGGAGUAAUUAAUUCGUUUACUAAUGCCCUGCAAAAUGUUUUAAUCCAAAUUCCUCUGAAGAAAUAGGAGGGACCAGUAGCAGACCCAUGCAACGGGGCUUCGAUAGUUGGUAUGUUUUUAAUUCCGUAGGAAUUAUUUAGCAAAUGGCAUUUCUUCCCGCAUGAUAAUGGAAUAAUAUAUUGGUAUGCUGCAUAUAAUUAAUUAGCAUUAGUAAAACGACGGAUUCCGUCACUUUAAUUAAUGAAUUAUAGCCUAUGAGAGAGAGAUGCAGAGAUUCGGAUGAUGAUUUCCAUUGGCAGAUGAUAGUGUGGAGAACACGUGUCCAUUUUUGCCUCACAUUUUUUUCUGACCCGGAAUUCUUACAUGUCACACCAAGAAGGGAAAUAAUCUGACUGCCAAUGCACGGGCUAGGUUUGCGUCUUAUGGAAAUCUUUGGUUGCAGAUCUGAGGAAAACACGUAUAAUAUCAUCCCCUCUGCGGCAACGAUGCUUUUCCACGGACUCCCUGGAGGCGACAUGCACGGUGUUGUGGAAGAAAUGGAGCGGAGAGGAAAGAGCGAAUCCGCAGCUAUCAGUUCGGCUAUAGACAUGGGAGAAUCUGAAACGAACAUGCAGUGCAUGAACAGUGACAGGGUGGCUCUGUGCGCGGGCUGCGGCGGGAAGAUUGCUGACCGCUACUACCUGCUCGCGGUAGACAAACAAUGGCACAUGCGCUGUCUCAAAUGCUGCGAGUGUAAACUCAACCUGGAGUCCGAGCUCACCUGCUUCAGUAAAGACGGAAGCAUCUACUGCAAGGAAGAUUAUUACAGAAGGUUUUCGGUCCAGAGAUGUGCCCGGUGCCACCUCGGGAUCUCGGCUUCAGAGAUGGUGAUGCGGGCCAGGGACUUGGUGUACCACUUGAACUGUUUCACCUGCACAUCCUGCAACAAGAUGCUAACGACUGGGGACCACUUUGGCAUGAAAGACAGUCUGGUGUACUGUCGGCUGCACUUUGAAAAUCUCAUACAGGGGGAAUAUCAGACACAUUUCAAUCAUGCGGAUGUAGCCUCUCACAAAGGACUGGGACCUGCCAACGCUUUGGGACUAUCCUACUUCAACGGCGUGGGGACUGUGCAGAAAGGGCGGCCCAGGAAAAGGAAAAGUCCCGGGCCAGGAGCAGAUUUAGCAGCCUACAAUGCCGCACUCAGCUGUAAUGAGAACGACGGAGACUCUAUGGACAGGGACUCUUACAGCUCCAGUCAGAAGACCAAGCGCAUGAGGACCUCCUUUAAACAUCACCAGCUGAGGACCAUGAAGUCCUACUUUGCCAUCAACCACAACCCAGAUGCCAAGGACCUGAAGCAGCUAGCCCAGAAGACUGGCCUCACCAAGCGUGUACUACAGGUCUGGUUCCAGAAUGCUCGAGCCAAGUUCCGGCGGAACCUGAUGAGACAGGAGAACACGGGCGUGGACAAGACCUCAGACGGCUCCACCCUGCAGGGGGGCACACCCUCUGGCCCCGCCUCAGAGGCCUCAAUGAGCCCCUCCAGCACACCCACGACCCUGACGGACCUGACCAACCCCACCAUGCCCACCGUCACCUCCGUGUUAACCUCUGUGUCUGGCAGCAUGGAUGUUCACGAGUGCAGGAGCCCAUCGCAGACCACCCUGACCAGCCUGUUCUGACGCCCCCUCACCUCCCUCACAGACUGCCCCCUUCAGCUUCCUCUGAUGCCCCCAACCCUUUAAGCAAACACCCUGACCAGCCUCUCCCCUGACCCCCCCCCCCCCCCCCCCCUCGACUCUGUCCACUCGGAACCUAAACACAGACCUUUGACAGAGACAUUGAAUGGACUAGUAAAAUUAAGGUAAAGGAAAAAUGCUCUUACUUUUACUCUGAGCCCAUUUUAGAAUAUUUGCAUAGUGAGGCUGCAAAGCCUUGCAGAAGGAACCGUUGUUGUUAUUCUGUUGUUGUUGUUGUUGUAGUUGUUUUGUUGAGAACUGAAGAGACUUGAUUUGCAUUUUUCAGUGUUUACAGAAUGAAACUUGGGGAAAAGAAAAAAAACUGCUUAAUUUUGGAAAUUCAUUUUUUCCAGCACAAUAUUUAUGUUGUUGUACAGGAGUCAGUGUUAGGAAACAUUGAGAAGGAUUGUAAAAUGAUGGGAAAUCAGAUUAAACACAGGCUAAGAUAUCCUAAGACUGCAAUGUGCCUUACACUCCAUUUUAUCUUCAAUUGGCCCCAACAUAUCCAGACCUAUUUCUCCCAGUAACAUCAGAUAGAUACACAUGUUUUGAACCAACAGAGAGUAUUUUGGAUCAAGGGUAUAGGAGUAAACGUGUGUGUGUUCCGUGUGUCUGGUGCAUGUGUCUGUGUGUGUGUGUCUGUGUGGGUUUGUGGUCUUAACUGUUGUUGAAUAAAUCAAAAAUUACAUGUUUACACGCACGCACACACACAGAUCUGGCAUAUGAUAUCAUACAAUAGGUUGAAAUGAAACAGCCAAUGAAAUCUAGUUUUGUUUUGAAAUAUUGUGAUCUUACGAUUUGCAAUUAUCUUACAAGAACAACAAUUCUAUACCUCAUUUACAUAUGAACUUGAUAUCAAUGAAGAUGGUUUUGCUGGCUAAAUACUGCUGUGACAUACAGUACACACUGGCAUCCCAACCUCUUACCUCAACUCAGCUUCCACUGUUCAACACAACUGGGAGUUUUGAAUUGCAAUUGGUCAAAAUGAUGUUUCCCUCAACAGGAGUUGAAGCACUAAAAGCCAAUAUAAGGCUAUUUUCAAGUGUAUCUUUAAUCAGACACAAUGUAGCAUGAUAUGUGUAGGCAGCGUGUCAUGUCCAACCAAGAGAAAAGGCCAGCUAUUUAUAUUUGUGUUACAGUAAAUACCAUAAUUAUCGUAAGCUCUAAUUGUGGGCUUCUGUUUAAGUUGUGCAACCAUUUACUUCCAAAUUCUGUUACAUGAAACAACAGUCUACUGGCUACAGAUGUUUAAGUUUCCCUUUUGUAGACAGUAUCACAAGCCAGAUAUUUUACUCAUAGGGAAAAAAAUAUGAGUUUAUGAGUGAGAAUACGCAGUCAUACGGUUCCUUCCACCUUCAUCCCUCAAACACUACUACUACUACUACUACUACUACUACUACUACUACUACUACUGUACCAGCCACUGGUCUCCAAUGAUGUAUGGUUAUUGACUGAGGACUUACUGUUUUCCUGCACCUUCUUGUACAGAUCCUGACCCUUCGAUGUAGUCUUCAGUUCUGUAAGAAAUAUAAAAAAUGAAUUAUAACUUAUGUCAUCCUUACAAAUUUGUUCCUUCACGUCUGUGAGUUUUGUAUUACACCAUUAAAAGCACUAACCUAUUUUGCA
Molecule: messenger RNA, 4070 nt
Organism: Salvelinus fontinalis (brook trout)
Lineage: Eukaryota; Metazoa; Chordata; Actinopteri; Salmoniformes; Salmonidae
Product: LIM/homeobox protein Lhx2-like
Exons: 5
Coding region: 1122-2387 (421 amino acids)
Biological process (GO): neuron differentiation; regulation of transcription by RNA polymerase II
Cellular component (GO): nucleus
Molecular function (GO): DNA-binding transcription factor activity, RNA polymerase II-specific; RNA polymerase II transcription regulatory region sequence-specific DNA binding
Source: RefSeq, a predicted model, not a curated record